GGGAGCCCGAGCCCGAGCGCGGCUGCGGCCCCCGGAGCCGCCGGAGUUAAAGCGCCCGGGGCCGCCCUCCCGGCUCGGCGGCCGCCUCUCCCCCCUGGUUCCAUCUGGAUUCAAUAAGGGCUGCGCGCAUUCCUGAGCGCUGAGCCGCUUCCUCGCGGCCGCACACUCCGGCGGCCAUGGGGCCCUGGCGCUGCCUGCUCCUCCUGCCGCUCCUCGCCGCGGCCCAGCAGCAGCAGUUCAUGGAGUACGUGGAGCGGCGCCUGGCGCUGCUGGAGGAGAGGAUCGCGCAGUGGCACGAUCAGAGCAGCCGCUACUCCACGGAGCUGCGGGACUUCAAGAACCAGGUGCUGGGCAUGCUGGAGACGGCCGAGAAGGAGCGCGAGGCGCUGCGGGCCGAGGCGGAGGGGGCGGCGGCGCGAGUGGACCGCCUGGAGCGCGAGGUGGAUUACCUGGAAACGCAGAACCCCGCGCCGCCCUGCGUGGAGGUGGACGAGGUGCUGAUGGAGAAGCAGGCGGCCACGGCCAAGCAGAGGAAGAACGAGAAGUACACCAAGCUGACGGACUGCGGUGACACCAUCGCGAGCGUCAGAGCCAUGAAGAUCCUGAAGCGCUUCGGCAGCGCCGCGGGGCUCUGGACCAAGGACGCUGCGGGGAGCUCUGAGAAGAUCUACGUCUUCGACGGCACCGCCAACGACACGGUGUACGUCUUCCCCCGCAUGCGGGAGUUCACGCUCUUCUCGGCCACGCGCCGCGCCGCCCGCAUCAAGCUGCCCUACCCCUGGGUGGGCACCGGGCACCUGGUCUACGGUGGGUACCUCUACUACAUCCGCCAGCAGGGCCCCUUCCAGGUGAUCAAGUUCGACCUGGCCAACAAGACGGUGGUGGACAGCUCGGUGUUCCCGGCCGAGGAGCAGAUCCCCGUCUUCGGGCUCUCCCCCUUCACCUACAUCGAGCUGGCGGCAGAUGAGGAGGGGCUCUGGGCCAUCUACGCCACCAAGGAGAACGAGAAGAACAUCUGCCUGGCCAAGCUGGACCCCGACUCGCUGGACAUCGAGCAGAUGUGGGACACGCCGUGCCCGCGGGAGAACGCUGAGGGAGCCUUCGUGGUGUGCGGGGCCCUGCACGUGGCCUACAACACCCGCCUGCCCAGCCGCUCCCGCGUGCAAUGCGUCUUCGACGUCAGUGGGACGCUGCCCCCCGAGGAGGCCUCCCUCGUGUACUUCCCCAAGCGCUACGGCUCCCAUUCCAGCAUGAAGUACAGCCCCCGCGAGAGGCAGGUCUACGCCUGGGACGACGGCUACCAGAUCAUCUACCGCAUGGAGAUGAAGAAGAAGCUGGAGGUCUGAGGGGCCCCUGCCUGGGGUCCCCGCAAAAGCCUGGACUGAUGGAAUGAGGUUUUCUACUCUGUGAUGCAAUGAAUAAAUGCUAUGCAGCACGCUGCAGCCGCCUGCUUGGGGGGAGUGAGGGGCACUGGGGGCUGGAGCAGUGAGCCCCAUGCUGCCCUGAGCCGCCGCCCCAAAACGCCUUUCCUGCAGGGUGCCUGGAGCUAAAUCAACUCUGGAGACAAGUGCUUUUGUGAAACUUGGAGCUGCUCUGGCCAUCGAGGAUCACUCUUGCUGUGGGGCUGCAGCUGGAGGUGGGCCUGGCCCUGAGGUCCCCCUGCAGCCUGCGGGAUGCUGCGCUGCCACUCAGAGCUGACCCAUAGCUACCCUGAGCUCUUCUGUAUUGUAAUUAAAUAUCUUCUGGUUCCUUAAGAAAAAUGUUUAAAUACACGCUUUGAAGGACUGUAAUUGGAUGGUGCAGAAAGUUCAAUGCAGUGCAAGUCAAGCGGAGAAAUUAUCCAAGUGUGAAGAGCUAUGUGCGCUGUCAAGUUAAUUUAUAGCCCUUUUCACAAUCAAUAACUACAGUAACAGAUGCAAUUUUCAGAAGUUGUACAGUUGUAAAUAAUGACGGUGGGGGUGGUGCUGAUGGGAUGAUGGUUGGACUGGGUGAUCCUGGAGGUCUUCUCCAACCUAAAUGAUUCUGUGGUUCUAUCCUAGUGAUUUCUCUAGCUUGAAUUAAAGCUGAUGGAGCAGCAAUGGUUCUA
This is a messenger RNA of Numida meleagris (helmeted guineafowl), 2086 nucleotides long. It is a transcript of the gene OLFML3, whose product is annotated as olfactomedin like 3. Bases 177 to 1346 code for a protein of 389 amino acids. The record is from RefSeq and is a predicted model, not a curated record. Gene Ontology annotation, biological process: signal transduction. The transcript is spliced from 4 exons. NCBI's taxonomy places the organism in Eukaryota, Metazoa, Chordata, Aves, Galliformes, Numididae.